Molecule: messenger RNA, 1461 nt
Organism: Alternaria burnsii
Lineage: Eukaryota; Fungi; Ascomycota; Dothideomycetes; Pleosporales; Pleosporaceae
Exons: 3
Coding region: 1-1461 (486 amino acids)
Source: RefSeq, a predicted model, not a curated record
AUGAAAGACUUCACGGUCACUCUCACUGGAGACUUUAACAACAAGAACCACAUUGCGCUAUUCUCUUUCGGUAGACCUUCGGGUCACCUUGAACACAAUCGCCGAAACAACGGCUUGUCUUCGAACAGCUCAGAGUGGGCUGUACGCCCGACCAGCCAUGAUGCGGAGCGCAGCGCCCUUGCAGCAGGCGGCUUGCCUUUUGGUAGCCCAUGCUUCGACGCUCCAGCGGCGUCGGCCUUGAAGAUUCAUACGCCAUCUUCAUAUACUCGCUCAGGCGGGCUUCCAUACAGUAUGGUGGCUCCGAGCGCCUCGGAUAACAGGUUCCAAUCGAACCCAAGCAGUGCUACGGCACCUUUUCGGUACACGGCGCAGAGCCCAGUGACUGGCGUACCGCCAUCGUAUGGUAGCUCUCUGAAUCCGCUCAGGUCUACUGAGCUUCCACCCGCAUCAGUCCCGGCACUAAAAGCACGAUGGCCGGACAUCGACUUUGGACGGCAGUAUGAUACUGCUGAAUAUCCCGGUCACGUCUACCCAGACGCUAAGAGCAGCGAGAGGGAGCGUAAGGCCUGGGGUUGGGCUCGCGAGCAACUCGACCUUAGGGCUGUUGAUAUCGAGCUUCAAGCGCAGCGCCGUCGCCGUGGGGCUGACUUCACCAAUGCCGAGUAUCUCGCCCAAGAGUCUCGUCGCAAAGAGACCCUAAUCGAGCCGCUUUCUAAGCCUCAGGAUGUGACCGUUGGAUUUGCCAACAUGUCCCUCUCAGAAGGCGAUGCUACUCGCCCAACUAGGAGCGAUGUCAAUCGCUAUGAUCAGCCGAAGACAUUCGGAUCCACAGCAACACCUGCGCAACCCGCAGGCAACCCUGGCGACGACUUCACUCAGGUGCGGUCGAAGAAAGACACGCAACAGGCCAAGAAGGCCACAUUUGCGAAUGCGUUGAAAACGCCACAUAAGAGCAAGGACACUGUCCAUGCCUCAGAAGUCGAGGAAGACUUCUCCAGGUGGCAUUCGCUCCUACAGGGCAAGAUGCCACCAAAAGAUUUGAAGUACAACUGCGGUGUCCGCAAGUCUGGUCGCUUGGACUAUGCCAAAUAUAAAGGCACAGCGCGGAUGGAUCUGAACCUAUGCGCCUAUCACUUCAGCGAUAAUUCGCAAGUCAGGUGUCCGUUUGGACCCGCGAAAUGCUUCUGGCGUCACUGGAGCAUCGAGGCCGGGCCAGGUGGAAAGGAGCGCUGGGUCGACAAAGAGUGGUUGAAGCGCAUCAAGGCCAAGAAGGGUUACAAGCAUGAGUACCCUCCCGAUGACUUCUCUUGCCGUACUCAGUACGCGGGUUUACCGCGAUACUACAUGAACGGAGAUGUCAUUCUCCCAGGCGGUCAGGUCGUACCGCAAAAAGACGAGAACUCGCUCAAAGAAGAGCACAAGAUGAUACUGAGGUAUCAGGUUGCGCCCCCGGCGCAAUAG